AUGACUCCCAGUGUCAGCCUGCUGCUGCUGCUCUUGCUUGGCCUCUCACAGGCUCAUCCUCUCCAGGAGGAGGUAAUGGAAGAAGACGUUCCUGAGAACACCAUGGAUAUUUCAACCAGGAUUCUGGCCUCAAACAACGCCAUAGAUGAGAUACAUGAGGAGGAAAUUGAAGAAGAAGUUCCCGAGGGCACCAUGGACAUCACCACCGGGAUUCUGACCUCAAACAAUGCCACAGAUGAGAUCCUGCUGGAAGGAGACCUGGUCGCUCCGAGAACCCGGAACGCCAUGAAGUGCUGGUCUCAGAAGUGCCUGUGGAGGAAAGCCUCAAACGGUCAGGUGGUGAUCCCCUUCACCCUGAGCAGAGAGUUCAGCAGCAUGGAGAGGCAGAAGAUCGACCGUGCCAUGAAAGCCUUCCAAAGAAGGACCUGCAUCCGCUUCGUCCCCCGUCAGAACCAGCGCGACUACAUCAGCAUUGAGAACAGAGGCGGAUGUUUCUCCUCUCUGGGCAGAGUGGGAGGCAGACAGGUGCUCUCUCUCAACAGGGGGGGCUGUGUCCAAAACGGAAUCAUCCAGCAUGAGAUCAACCACGCUCUGGGCUUCAACCACGAGCAGACCAGGAGCGACCGCGACAGAUAUGUCAGGAUCAACUGGGGGAACAUCAACCAGGGGAUGGCCUACAACUUCUACAAGAAGGACACCAACAACCUGAACACUCCCUACGACUACUCCUCCAUCAUGCACUACGGAAGAACAGCCUUCGCCAUCCAACGGGGGAGGGACACCAUCACCCCCAUCCCCAACUCCAACGUCCGGAUCGGCCAGAGGCAGGGCAUGUCCUCCUUGGACAUCAUGAGAAUCAACAGGUUCUAUAGCUGCUAA
Messenger RNA from Platichthys flesus (European flounder), 879 nucleotides. RefSeq names its product high choriolytic enzyme 1-like. Gene Ontology annotation, biological process: proteolysis. Gene Ontology annotation, molecular function: zinc ion binding; metalloendopeptidase activity. Lineage: Eukaryota; Metazoa; Chordata; Actinopteri; Pleuronectiformes; Pleuronectidae. The transcript has a single exon. The coding region runs from base 1 to 879 and encodes 292 amino acids. The record is from RefSeq and is a predicted model, not a curated record.